UGCAGUGACACAAAUGUGCAUCAAUUGUCAAAGGUCAGCUUGGAGAGGCAUGUUUCAAAUACCUCACUGGUACUUGAACUUACAGGACUUGAUUAUAAGAGCAAGGAUGCUAAAUAAGGCAUUAGUCAGGCCUCACUGGCAGUAUUGUAAGCAGUUGUGGUCCUUUGUGUUGACACUGGCGAGUCCGGAGGUUGUUUCCAGGAUGAUUCCAGGAAGGAAGGGGUUAACGGAUGAGCAGCAUUUGAUGUCGCUAGGCCUGUACUCGCUGGAGUUCAGAGGAAUGGGGGGGGGGGGGGGGGAAGAACCUCAUUGAAAUCUAUCGAAUAUUGAAAGGUCUAGCUAGAAUGGAUGUGGAAAUAUUUCCUUUAGUGGGGGAACCUUGGACCAGAGGGCGCAGUCUCAGAACAGAGGGACAUCCUUUCAGGAUAAAGCUGAGGAGGCUUGUCUAUAGCCAAAGGGUAGAGAAUCCGUUAAUUCAUUGCCACAAACACAGUGGAGACCAAGUUAUUGAAUACAGAGGUUGAUGGGUUCUUGAUUAGUCAGGGCGUGAAAGCCUGCGGGGAGAAGACAGGAAAAUGGGGUAGAGAGGGAUAAUAAAUCAGCCACGAUAGAAUGGCUGAGCAGACUCGAUGGCCCGAAUGGUCACGGCACCCAUGUCUACCUAUUACAGAGCCACGAGUCCACGGUUCUCUCAGUCAGUGCAGGCACUUGAUGCAACUUACACAACAUGGCGGGCACUAGAUAAGGCGCAGGAGGGUUCAGUGUGUAUGUCUGCCUUCGGUACUGUGCAGAUUCAUCUCGACUAGGGAAAGCAGGGACCCACUGUACCAUGGAUCGGGCGGCAGAGGAGCAGGGACUCCGUCUGCACGGGGAUGUGACAGCGGAAUAAAUCCAAGCCGCGUUGUCUCACUCGGGCAGCGCACAAUGGACACGCUCCACCGGCAUGAAAAAUCGCUGCAGCCACCAGACCCGGAGCCAAGUUGUUUGAGCCAGGGAUGAUCGCGCCUGCUCCGGGGUCGGCUGACAACGGCGAAACCCGUUUCGGAGCUCCCGGGACGUAAAACCCCGCUGUCAUCCCUACGCUACCAAGGUUAGAUAAGAAGGGGCGGGAGGGUGGACGCCGCUGUUCAGACAUGUCCCUCGGAGGCAGGAGCUGAGCUGAGCCGAGGUGUCGCCCGCACACUCGCACAUCUGAACCGGUUCGCUCGGCCGGCAGAAGUCCUGGUUUGGUCACCUCCCCUCUGGGCGCUCAUCGCCUGUUGCAGCUCGUAAACGUGCGGAAGCUUCCGCUUCUGGGUGCUGGUAACUUUUCUGCCCCCGGAUCGCAGCCCGGCUCUGGGAUUUUCAGACAGACCUGGCGUGCCCCUCUGCCCCCAUCCUUCGGCGCGCAAGAAGCAGUCCGGGAUUCUGCGGACGCGCAGUUCGGAAACUCUUCAAAGAGGCAGUGCGUCAGCCCGGAGAACUUUUGGGAACAAAAUUCAAACCACUCCCGACAGAGUUGCGAGGGAAUUCGAUUGGAAGACUUCACCCCCUCCGAACUCGGAAUCGCGUCCCGUUUUAACUUUGAGUCUGAGGUUGGGACAGAAGUGUGGAGAAUGCAGACGGCUGAACUUCCGCAGCUUCCAGUUCCCUGUCUGCCAAACGGCUACAUUUCAAUGUCUCUGAUAUUUAUAUUUCAGCUUUGUCAGGGCGAACUCCAGAAGUCAGCCGGGGGGUCGUUGUUUGAGACGGAGGAGACCACCAGCUGUCAUGAGCUCUGUUCGUGUCGACCACCCCCGUUACCCCCUCCGCCGCCACCCCCUCCUCCGCCCAGGCAGUCGGGCUUUCCAAUUGUAAAGCCGACAAAUUAUCCGCCAUUGAAGCCCUGGUGGACGGACAUGGUGAUUGUAAUUGCAGUGGGCUGUGCUACGCUUGCCUUCCUGGUAGUGGCUGUUAUUAUCUGCUACAAAGCAAUUAAACGGGUUGGACCACUUCGUCAGACUGAGUUCUACCUUCAAUGAUGCAAAUGCCAGAUGAUGUCAAAUUUAUGAACAACAACAUAUUUGUACUGCAGUGACUACAUUCUGGAUCAAGGUUUCUACUGCUGCCAAUUAUGCUACUAAUUUACUAAUUUGAGAGCCUGCUUGACUAUUAUCUUAUCAGGAACACUUUUAAAAUGAAAUAUUACCAGUUACCGAACUCCUAAAGUAACAAAACAUUUCAGUACAUAUUAAUGUCAUACUAGCCGACAUCACAAUGAAAUACACUGUAGGUGUAUUAACCAACGUAACUCACAGGAUUAUGCCAUUAACUAGAAUUACAGUGGGCCAGAUCAAGCUUGUCCCUCUACAAUCCCCACUGUUUUUGUUUGCAUUUCCACUGAUCCUGGAGGUGGUGUGGAGCCUCUCAGCCUUAGAUGGGGGCUUGAGGCUUUGACUUCAAUUGACUGAUGACGUUUUAACCACUCACUGUCUUUAAUGACUUUUGAACUGCUCUAAAGUAUUAGAAAUUAAUUAAAAUAUUUCAGAAAAUAAAGGGAAAAACAUCUACCAUUCCAACAAAGCUAAUGAUCCCAUUCAAAUGAAUGGGUCACUCUUAUGUCCAGUGAUGAGAGGCCAGGUUUGGGGCACAUUGACUGCAUCAGCUCGUAUCAGUUGAGCUCUGUCCCUGGGUGCAGUUCUGUCCACGAGGAGAGCAGAAGAUCAGAUGCCUGUCUUUCAGAACAUUCCUAACUAUGACAUUAUGACACUUUAUGGAAUUUGUGAACAAGCUGACCUGUGCACUAUAGAGAUGUCAGCAAAUGGACAGAACAAUUCAAACUAUUAUAUGAAUAAUGGUGCAUUUCAUCCACCUGUAAAGGAAUAAUGGAUUUUUUUUAAAUCAUAAGAACUACAAUAUAAUGUGUGUAAACCAUAAUUUUUCAGUAUUUUAUACAAUAUAUGCAAUAGUUGCAAUGUUAAAUAUUUUAACAGUUACAGUAAAUUAUU
Molecule: messenger RNA, 2966 nt
Organism: Hypanus sabinus (Atlantic stingray)
Lineage: Eukaryota; Metazoa; Chordata; Chondrichthyes; Myliobatiformes; Dasyatidae
Gene: prima1
Product: proline rich membrane anchor 1
Exons: 4
Coding region: 1596-2000 (134 amino acids)
Source: RefSeq, a predicted model, not a curated record